Carcharodon carcharias (great white shark) is the source of this 580-nucleotide messenger RNA. RefSeq names its product armadillo repeat-containing protein 1-like. Lineage: Eukaryota; Metazoa; Chordata; Chondrichthyes; Lamniformes; Lamnidae. The transcript has a single exon. The coding region runs from base 41 to 580 and encodes 179 amino acids. The record is from RefSeq and is a predicted model, not a curated record.
GUUAAGUGCAUUAUUGAGAAAAUUGCUUAAAACAUAUGGCAUGGUGGAUGGUGGCACAAUGAGUGGGGAGCCUGAUGCACAAGCAGUUGUAAACCAGCUGCAAGAUUUAGCAUCUGACCCCUUAAACAGGCGAGCGCUUGUUCAGGAUCAGGGAUAUCUGCCUGGGUUGAUCCUGUUCCUAGGCCACUCAAAUCCUCAAGUUGUUUACACUGCAUUAUUGGCUCUGUGCUAUCUGGCAGAAUGCCGUACCAGUGGGGAAAAAAUGAAAAGUGAACUAGGCAUGAUGCUGAGCUUACAAAAUGUGAUUCAAAAAACAACAAUGCCUGGUGAAACUAAGUCUUUGGCAAAUGAAAUGUAUGAAAUUUUCCAGCCAUCGAGCAGCGAAGAUUCUGGCCACGCAAAUGAUCAUAACUCACAUAAAUGCAAACCACAGCUUUUCCUGGGAAGCACUAACAAACGUGCAAAAACAAUUACUCUAGAGACAGAUGGUUUGGAUGAUGCAUCGCAGAGAAAUUUGUGUGAAGAAGCAUUGUUCAAAAUUAACGGUGUAUUGCAUCUCAGGUUGCCACAGUGUUCCUAA